UCUGUUCCAUUGACUUUAAGUACACCUAUUUUAUAUAUUGUUUCAAACUUAGGUUCAAAGUGCUAUUCGAAUGUCGACAGAAACUACUAUGACCAAAAGAUACUCAUGCGUAUAAACAACACUUUCUCUGCUGGUUUGCCUAUUGUUCAUUCGAAUGCAGAGUUUUCAGCUUUAGUAAACUCAAACACUUUAGCAAACAUAAACUUAACCUUAGUUGACGCAAACUUUGUUCCUGUAAAACUUUUAUGUCCUAUGUAUUUGUCAAUGACGGCAGAAAGUUUCGAAUUGGAAGAUGCAACUGGUGAAAGUAUUGUAUUACAAGAACAACUUCAACAACAAAUAGCUCAAGAACAACUUCAACAACAAAUAGCUCAAGAACAACAAAUGCAACAACAAAGUCAAGAACAACAAAUAGCUCAAGAAUAA
Trichomonas vaginalis G3 is the source of this 426-nucleotide messenger RNA. RefSeq lists its product as uncharacterized. The record is from RefSeq and is a predicted model, not a curated record. Lineage: Eukaryota; Parabasalia; Trichomonadida; Trichomonadidae. The annotation marks the transcript as partial. The transcript has a single exon.